CAAAUACAGCAGAACAGGUAUUGAUGAGCAAAAUCACUGAGGAGAACACACAUUUUUAGUUCUGAUAAAAAGGCAUUUUCUUUUCGCUAUCUACAAUGACAGCUGGCAGCUGUAACAUUCCUUGGGUAAUUGUGUCUCUCACGGUUAUAGCUUUGAUCAUAUCCAUAUGUAUUCAUCUCCUUACCUACAAUGCAAGACGGAAAAAAGAAAAACAGCCAAUAACAUACAGAGAUUAUGAACCAAGCUUUCCGGAGCCAGAGUAUAUUGAUGAAAAUCCCAUUUAUGGGAACAUUAAUCCUGAAGUUGUAGAAGUUGAAGAAGUUUCCGAAGUUUGUUACGAACAAAUGAACGUAAAGGCUCCAGUGCGAGUUCAAAGAGAACGAAAGGCAGCAGAUGCACACAAUAUGUGCUACGCAUCUCUUGAGUUAUCAGCACAGAAGCAGCACAGAAAGCACAGAAAAAAGAAGAACAACUCAGUGGAGUUUUUGGAUACAGACAUGGAGGAAGGGAAAAUGCUUUCUAGAACAAACAGCAUGUACCUGAACAGCCAGCAGCUGGCAGCUGGAAAUGGGGAUGAAGCCAUUCACGAGGAUCCCUCUUUGCUUUUGAGCAUGAUUAAUACAAAUAGGUACUAGGCAACAGAAAACUGCUUUCUUUAACUCCUCACAGCUUUCGUACUUUUAUCAAAUUUAAAAUUUACUGUAACUUUCCCUACAAGUUUAGAAUUUAUAUUGCACUUAAACAGUAGGUAGCAGGGUUCCAAAGAACAUAGCGUUACACAUCCCCACGUGCUGCUACAACUGUUUAAAUAACAUGCCUCAAAUUUUUCUUCACAUUGUAACAUCGUGACAAUUUUUUACUUAUAACUUUAAAGUCUGUUUCAAAGCUCUUUUUAAAAAGUCCACUCUAGUGCACUGAUAGUGUAAGGAUUAUUGACCACAUUGUCAAACGGGUAACACAGCAAUAACGAUCCAGGAUGUGGUAUGGAACAAACGCCAGAACACUCAUGGUUUUUUUUUUUUUGUUCUUUAAAAUCGCUCUUCCUGCAGUCAUUCAGAGCAGUGUGGGGGAGCGUGACUAUAACUAAAGGGCAAAAAUUCAAGUAGUCUAGCUAAAUAGUCCAAGUUCUUACCUUUCAAAGGCGCUGUUGACGAUCACUCUAGGACUUGUAGAACCGGAGAAAUCUUUGAAGUGGCUAGAGUCAGUAAAACUGCAGUGAACAGAGCAGAAAUGGCGGCUUCCACAUAUGGGGCGCCAAGUGUGUGUGUGUGUGUAUAUAUAUAUAUAUAAGGCAGUAAUAUUUUUUGACCGAUUUAUUUGUUAGAAAUGUUAGCUAAAUGUUGACUCGCCAAGUGUAAAAAAAAAUUAAAUUCACAGAUUUGUUUGUCAGAAACUAAGAUUUAUAGACCGAUUUUAAAUGUUGAAUUUGCCAUACACGUUUUCAAUAUUUAUAAAUUAUAUCUGAAAGUACACAUUUCAAAACUUAAGAAUGUGUUUAAUUAACAUUUAUGUAUUUAGCUAAAUCUAGACUUUGUAGUUAAAUCUAGGAAAAAUACGCAAUUUACAUUAAAUCCGGAAAAAACAAACAAACAAAAAAACACCAGUUAAAAUAUAGUUAAGUUGUAACGUUUUAAUGUGUGCCAGCGGGGGAAGGGGGCUGCGCAACUAAACGUAUGCUAAGAAAAGUGGACGGCAUGCAAAAGUUUGCACACCGCUGAUCGAGGACAGAUCUCAAACCUCAGUGCACUACAGCAACCUUUUAAAAAAACAGCUUUGAAAUAAAGUUAGAAGUGUAAAAGGUUGUGAGGAUGUUAACAAUGAAAAGAAAAUGACAGGUACGCUAUUUAAACAGUUGCAGCAACAUGUGGGGACGGGUAACGCUAUAUUUUUUGGAACCUCGCUACUUACUCUUUAAAUUUGGUAUAGCUAACAUAUUAAUUUAAACAACCUUUCGUGAACUUCCAUUCGCUAGGUCACACAUAUAGCAAGCACGUAUUUAAAAAAAAAAAAAGAAGAUAUUGCACAAUACAAGUUAAAGAAAGCUCUGUCUGCAUUUCACCAGGAGAGUGAACUUGUCCUCACCCAUUUAAUAUUGUAUUACCUGUUAACCAGCCAGCUGAUUCACCCAAAACUAACAUGUUUUAACCCUGAAAACAUGCCUCGGAAAAGUAAAGACGGAAAAAUAAGAGCUUUAUGUAUCACAGUAUGUAUAUAUACACACACACACAUUAUAUAUACUGUAUAUGUAAGUAUAUAUAUAUAUAUAUAUAUAUAUAUAUAUAUAUAUAUAUAUAUAUAUAUAUAUAUAUAUAUAUAUAAGGUUCGGUUACAGUGAGAGUUUCAGUUUGGAUUCCAAUGCUCGAUCAGCAUUGAAAGGGCAUUUAUUAACGAGGAACAACCAUUGUGAGGCUGAGGUGAUCAGUGACCAAACAUUAAGAUACUCUGCUAGUACCUUUCUGCUUACUAGAUUGUAACAUUAUUGGUUAUGGCAAUUUUUUUUUUUUACAUUGUUUUUAUAUUUUAUCUAGAUUGCAACCGUAAUAAUAUUGUAUCACUGCAAAAUGUUAUUUAAACAUAUAAAUGCUUUGAAGUUUUAUUGCAGUGUUGAUUCCUCCCCUAAUUUUGAUGCAAUACAAGGGAACUGUGCACUACACUGGAUGCCCAUUUUCUGCACAGCACCUGCAUGAGUUAUUUGGUUCUAGUUGAGUUUGGUGCCUAGCUAGUCUACAUUUUUUAAUGGUUGAUUUGACAAUUAUCUUUACCCAUUGUUGGCAUGACAUCAUUAACAUAACCAGUACAUUCUUCCUGUUCACUGUUUUGUGUACUGUACUCCUAAGAAACCAGAGCUAGCUGGCUUUCUAGUUUGUUUGUUAAAAGCAUUUUCAGCUGAAGGCAAACAAACUUAUUUCUGUGCAGUCUAUUUAUUACUCUUGUGAACUAGACGGGGAGGCUUCUGCUGAACCAGUCAAACAAGGACAUUAAAUGUUGUUUUUGUUACAUUGAUGACAUUUAUGACACCUUUGGGAAAAGGCCUCAAUUGGUUCCCAUCUAAGGCUCAUGGAGCUCCUAACUUGGAAGUUCUCAUUCCAAUGCCAGUGUAUUGUACUUGUGUUCUUUUCACUUGAAACAUUACAAACCUAUUUCUACUAUUAUUUCAAUACGGUUUGCUCAGCCUAAAUUUGGAACAAGAAAUAGCCCUAAAAAUAUAAUGUAGUUGAAAACAUUUUUUUAAAGGUAGCACUCGAGUCACCUGGAGUAUUGGUCAACCACAAUUAUUACUCAACAAUUGAAAAUGUUGCCUCACCACAGCCACCCAGAUCAAGCCAAUGGUCUGAUUUCACCUA
Molecule: messenger RNA, 3344 nt
Organism: Acipenser ruthenus (sterlet)
Lineage: Eukaryota; Metazoa; Chordata; Actinopteri; Acipenseriformes; Acipenseridae
Product: T-cell receptor-associated transmembrane adapter 1-like
Exons: 6
Coding region: 96-635 (179 amino acids)
Biological process (GO): positive regulation of T cell receptor signaling pathway; negative regulation of receptor recycling
Cellular component (GO): T cell receptor complex
Source: RefSeq, a predicted model, not a curated record